AUGUCCUCUGCCCACCUGACACGCCUCCGUAGAUGGUUGCUAUCUUCUCCCCCGGCUGAAUGGGGUGUCCAGCGGGUUAGAGAACUGCUGAUUGGAGCAUUGCGACAGGGGCCUAUACCACGACAUGUUGCCUUUGUCAUGGAUGGCAACCGACGUUACGCUCGCACCAAUCACAUUGAGACGGUCGAAGGCCACCACCUAGGCUUCGAAGCCCUUGCUCGUAUACUCGAAGUGUGCUACAAGUCAGGAGUCAAGGUUGUCACCAUAUACGCCUUUAGCAUCGAAAACUUCAAGCGCUCCAAGUACGAAGUCGAUGCCCUCAUGGACAUGGCCAAGUUCAAGCUCAAUCAAUUGGCGCAGCAUGGCGAGCUGCUUCAUCGCUACGGCGCUCGUAUCCAGAUCCUGGGACAGAGAGAUCUCAUACGCCCUGACGUCCUGGAAUCCAUAGACGAAGCCGUUCGCCUGACCAGCAACAACACCAACGCCGUCCUGAAUGUCUGCUUUCCCUACACGUCCCGCCACGAGAUGACUCACGCCAUUCGUGAAACUGUCCGCGAAUACUCGACCCCUUUGCGCUCUGUCAACAAGCGUCCCUUCUCUGAAUCACAUAUUGCACGCCACCUGCGUACUACCCAGUUGACUCAAGUGCAAGAGGAAGUCUCGGCCGACGACGAAAACACUGAAGAGACGGACGAAUCGAACAACAGUGCCGCAUCCACUGAUGAACACCCUCCGUCUUCUCGCACGUCCACCUCGGCCAAUUCUCCUGCCUUCAAACCUACAAGGCCGCAGACUGUGUUUCCAGAUCCCGAGACCAUCACUGCAGACACGAUCAAUGCCCACACAUUUACUCAUGAUGCCCCUCCUUGCGACCUUCUGGUCCGGACCUCGGGCGUUCAAAGACUGAGCGAUUUCAUGAUGUGGCAGUGCCAUGAGCACACCAGCAUUGUUUUCUUAGAAUGCCUCUGGCCCGAGUUUGACAUCUGGCAGUUCUUGCCAGUCCUGGUCGAAUGGCAGUGGAAACAACGCAAACUCAAUGACGCUCAAGCCUUCUCACGCUCCUCACGACCCCUUAAAGCCUGUUAA
Aureobasidium namibiae CBS 147.97 is the source of this 1086-nucleotide messenger RNA. RefSeq names its product undecaprenyl diphosphate synthase family protein-like protein. Gene Ontology annotation, molecular function: ditrans,polycis-polyprenyl diphosphate synthase [(2E,6E)-farnesyl diphosphate specific] activity. Bases 1 to 1086 code for a protein of 361 amino acids. The record is from RefSeq and is a predicted model, not a curated record. The transcript has 2 exons. Gene Ontology annotation, cellular component: endoplasmic reticulum; lipid droplet; membrane. Lineage: Eukaryota; Fungi; Ascomycota; Dothideomycetes; Dothideales; Saccotheciaceae.